Molecule: messenger RNA, 881 nt
Organism: Parastagonospora nodorum SN15
Lineage: Eukaryota; Fungi; Ascomycota; Dothideomycetes; Pleosporales; Phaeosphaeriaceae
Exons: 4
Coding region: 25-471 (148 amino acids)
Biological process (GO): translation
Cellular component (GO): ribosome; cytosolic large ribosomal subunit
Molecular function (GO): structural constituent of ribosome
Source: RefSeq, a predicted model, not a curated record
ACUAACCUCACAACAGCAGUCAAGAUGCCCUCCAGAUUGUCAAAGACCCGCAAGCACCGCGGUCACGUUUCCGCCGGUCACGGACGUGUCGGAAAGCACAGGAAGCAUCCCGGUGGUCGUGGUAUGGCCGGUGGUCAGCACCACCACAGGACCAACAUUGACAAGUACCAUCCUGGUUACUUUGGAAAGGUCGGAAUGCGUUACUUCCACAAGAUGCAGAACGGUUUCUGGAAGCCCACCAUCAACCUCGACAAGCUCUGGUCUCUGAUCCCCGCCGAGAAGCGCGACGGCUACCUCGCCAAGAAGGGUGACAAGGCCCCCGUCCUCAACCUCCUCGACUUCGGCUACUCCAAGGUUCUCGGAAAGGGCCGCCUUCCCGACGUCCCCAUCGUCGUCCGCGCUCGCUACGUCUCUGCUGAGGCCGAGAAGAAGAUCAAGGAGGCUGGAGGUGUUGUCCAGCUCGUCGCAUAAAUGUCUGGAACGAAAUGCAUGACUAUACGGCGUCUCGGAGGAUCAGGAUAAAAAGCUGCUAUCAUACCAUUGGGAUGGGCAUUGGGGUCCGUGUUGCCUACAGGCGCACGUCGACUCUUGCAGCGCGGACUACGGUUCGCGGCUGUCAGCGUGGUGGCUGAGGGAUAGUGUCUUCAAUCGAAUUCAUCUAUUCCUGAACAAACCUGUGUUGCCCGGAGCUUCCGCAAGGGACCCACGCUCAUGGCGAGUGUUCAGUGGCUUCGUGCUGCUGAGGGUACUUUUGUCACCUUUUGAGUGAUGUCGUGAUGCUUGCUUGUGAUGCUAAUCCUGCGUUAGCUGUACCUAUUGACCUGACAACAAUUUGCCUCUUCCGUGUACACACAGAUGUACUUGAGUCGAAGAUGGUUUGC